Molecule: messenger RNA, 1818 nt
Organism: Ceraceosorus guamensis
Lineage: Eukaryota; Fungi; Basidiomycota; Exobasidiomycetes; Ceraceosorales; Ceraceosoraceae
Exons: 3
Coding region: 421-1638 (405 amino acids)
Biological process (GO): lipid biosynthetic process
Molecular function (GO): oxidoreductase activity; iron ion binding
Source: RefSeq, a predicted model, not a curated record
CAGCGACUUGUGACAGUAGUAGUAGUGAACCACAAUGCUCUACCCCACCGCCUCAUCCACCGAGACUUUCUGCCUGCUAACCAUCACCAAUCGUGGCUAUUACCUCACCUUCCUCGAUUCAUCACCUUUCUACUUGUGCAACGCUGAACUUGACCCUCUCCCUUAUUUCGCCUAUUCACACACCUACUAUACCUCUUACGCCUACAUUUCCCGCUCAUCCGGCUCGCACCGCCCAGCCCCUUCCGCAAGUCGAUCCUUGGGACUUGCAUUCAACGAUUCGACACCCGCACAUCGCACAGCAUCACUCUGUUCCCAUCGCUACACGGCGAGUGAAGUGCCGCCACAGUGUCGCAGCACCUGCAUCGCGUCAUCGACGAGGCAGACUGAACGCGUGUACGCACCUGUGUAGCUGUCGCCGCCAUGAACGUCUCGAGUGGAAGUCACUGGUUCAGAUCCACAGUGUCUGCAGCAGACAGUCUAUAUCUGGUUCCAACACCGGUCAGCACACCAUGGUACCAUACACCAUCGGAACGCUUGGUGCCAUUCAUGACGGACAAGUACUUCUCCGUCUUGGGCCCCGUCGUGCUCUACUGGCUGGCAUCAGGUUGGUUCGCCUUCCUGGACUACAUCCAGCUACCCUUCUUUGAGCAGUAUAGGUUGCACGAACCCGAAGAGGUGACGUCGAGGAAUCGAGUGGGCCCUUGGAAAGUGGCGGCCAUGGUCAUGCUUCAGCAUGCCAUACAGGUCGGCCUAGGCGCCAUGGUGCUGGAUGGCAGUCAGUCUGCGAUUGAGAACGCCAGAGAUCAUCAAGAGGGAAUGAGGGACAUUGCCGCCUACGUGUCCAGCGCUGCGCUCGGCUUGUUGGGUAAUUCAACUGGUCUCAGCUUCUUGAAAGUGGCGGGUCCUUCGACAGUCCACUUCAUCUACUGGUGGGGCAUUCCAGUCGUUCAAUUUUGGUGGGCUUUCUUUGUGAUGGAUGCUUGGCAGUACGGACUGCACCGCUUGUUUCACGAAAGCAGAUUCCUAUAUCGCCACUUUCACUCGCAUCAUCACCGCCUUUACGUUCCGUACGCUUACGGAGCGCUGUACAAUCAUCCACUAGAAGGUCUGCUGUUAGACUCUGCCGGCGCCGCGCUCGCGCACGCCGCAGCGCUGAUGACGAUCAGACAGGGAGUCGUGCUGUUCAUGUUUAGCACUUUCAAAACUGUCUGCGAUCACGGAGGAUACGCAUUCCCGCCAUGGCUUGACCCUCUGCACCUCCUCUUCCCUAACUGCGCCGAGUAUCACGACGUGCAUCAUCAAAUGCAAGGCCUCAAGUACAAUUACUCUCAACCUUUUUUCGUUCACUUUGACACCGUAUUUGGAACGAGGAUUUCAAAGGAAAAAUUCGACAAGCUCAAAGCGCUCGGCAAGGAAAAGAAAGGUACUUGGGGCAAAGACGCGAAGGCGGCAAGUGCGUCGUCCACGGCACUCAAGGACCCUCAUGCUGCCGAGGACUUGAGACGAAGGCGAGGAGAGAAGAAUGACGGCCAGCACGAUCUACCGCCGGAAGAGGCUGUUGAACUGUUCGGUGGGGAUCCGCUCGUCACGACGAAUGCGGUAGAGUACGCAGCCAAGGCUGGUACCACAGUCUCAUAAGACAAGCCUUGCGCGGUUCGCACGCCACACUUCGUUCUUGCCCGAAAUCAUCGUAGUCUCCGGACACCUUGCCACACGUGCACACGCUCUUCUAUAAUCAUACCUGAUGCAUAUCUUCGUGGUUGCGCUCACGCACUGCUGCUGUGUUGGCCGAUGUUUCGCAAUGUAUGCGCCUCUUUC